UCGGGAGCGUCCUGGCCUGGCCUCCGGAGGCUUCCUGGGGUCGCAUGUGCGAUUGGGAAGCGCGGGGCUGGGGUUGGGGGCUCCAUGCCCCCAGCCCCUGGCUCAUACUCAGUCUCCUGCUGUCAGCGAUGCCCCUGGGGCUCCUGGGCGAGGAGACUCGCCAGGUCUCGCUAGAGGUCGUUCAGGAUGGGAUGGACCCCAAGCAGAACCUACUCCAUAUCCGGGCAGUGGGCACCAACUCCACUCUGCAUUACAUAUGGAGCACCUUGGGGCCACCAGCCGUCCUGGUCGUGGCCACCAACACCUCCACGAGUUUGCUAAGUGUCAACUGGAGCCUUCUACUCUCUCCUGAGCCGGAAGGGGGCCUGAUGGUGCUUCCCCAAAACAGCAUCCGCUUUUCUUCUGCCAUCAUCUUUACCAGGUUGUUCGAGUUUGAUGGCACCAACACCUCUGACACGUCCACAGAUCCCCCUGGGAAACCAUACCCUCCAUACUCCUUGGCUGAAUUCUCCUGGAACAACAUCAGUGACUCACUAGAUGUGGCCAACCUGAGCGCCAUGUUUCAAGGCUGUCUCACAAAUGACUCUGCUUUUGCCAAUGGCAGUUUGAUCUUCAGGGUACAGGCCUUCUCCAAAUCUGGCCGACCUCUCCAGCCUCCUCGCCUGCUGCACACAGCAGACACUAGCCAGCUCGAAGUCUCCCUGGUUGGGGCCAAGCCCCGGGGGAACCGGUCUUUGUUUGGGCUGGAGAUGGCCAUUGUGAGUAAGAGCCCCGACUGCCCAGCCAUGCGGGAGCAGCACUCCAUUGAUGACGAGUAUAAUCCUGCUAUCUUCCAGAUGGAUCAACUGUUCUGGGGAUCCCUCCUACCUGGCUUCAUUCAAUGGCGUCCUGUGGCUUUCUCACAGAAACGGGGCAGUCGAGACUCGGCCCUCCCCUGCCGAGCGUCCCAUCCUUACCCUACCAUGGCCUAUCUCCUCCCUCAGUCACCCAUUUCUCGUGCCUUCUUUGGGUCCCAGAGCAGCAUGUGUGCCUUAAAUCUGACAUUUGGGGCUGCCACUGGCCCUGGCUACUGGGAUCAAUACUACCUCAGCUGGUCGAUGAUUCUGGGUGUUGGCACCCCUCCAAUGGACACCUUCUCUCCUCUAGUUCUGGGCAUCAUGGCAGUGGCCCUGGGUGCCCCUACGCUUAUGCUCCUGGCUGGAGGCCUAUUUUUGAUGUUGGGCCCCAAGCAGUACUCAGAAUACCAGGCUAUAAAUUGAAGCCUGUCAAAGCCAGAAAGAAUACAGAGGGGAAGGCACUUGUCUUGCACCUGGUUGAUGCAGGUUGGAUUGCCAGCAGAGCAUAAGAUGCCUUGAGCACCAUCAGGAGUGAUACCUGAGUACUGCUGGGUAUGGCGCAAAAAUAAGGAAAAAAUAUUGCAGCCCUUCUUCGGAAGGUACAUAGCUAAAUCUGCCUGGCUGAUAGGAAGUGUUGCAUAUUUGAGUGAUAGAUAAAUUGCCUUCCAUAUUGUUACUUUGUAAAACCUCACACCAACUUCAAUGUCAGUGUUCUGGAAAUUUCCAGGUGGGGCCUCCUUCUGGCCCUGGAGAGAAACCAGAAGCAGGAUUGUUAAUAGAGGGGGGGGGUCCCCGCAAUUGCCCUCCUGCUCCUUUAUUCUCACCCCUGUUUCCUUUGGACCUCUCCUAUAAGAUUGGCCUUGGCGCAUUAGCUGCCCCAGAAAAAUAUGAAAUAAAUUUAUUUUUUCCACA
Messenger RNA from Suncus etruscus (white-toothed pygmy shrew), 1748 nucleotides. It is a transcript of the gene GLMP, whose product is annotated as glycosylated lysosomal membrane protein. The transcript is spliced from 6 exons. Bases 45 to 1259 code for a protein of 404 amino acids. Gene Ontology annotation, cellular component: lysosome. The record is from RefSeq and is a predicted model, not a curated record. NCBI's taxonomy places the organism in Eukaryota, Metazoa, Chordata, Mammalia, Eulipotyphla, Soricidae.